This is a messenger RNA of Benincasa hispida (wax gourd), 1288 nucleotides long. NCBI's taxonomy places the organism in Eukaryota, Viridiplantae, Streptophyta, Magnoliopsida, Cucurbitales, Cucurbitaceae. The record is from RefSeq and is a predicted model, not a curated record.
GUAAUUUCAAUAAUGUAACCUAUGAAUUGAAUUUGAGUCCGGCGAAGGUGAACGUCCGAACAGCACCGCCAUGGGAAGCAGAAGAAAAGCUCUUUUCGAGCUCUCCCACUACGCAAACAGCCUCUUAUGUCCAACCAAACGUUCUACUUUCCCUAACCUCACGCUCUCCAGGAACGCUUUCUUAGCUUCUCGACUUCAUUCCUCUGCCUUUUCCAGAACCUCCACCGAUGGCACCGCCAUGGAAAAUGAUCAACCGCCGCAAUCGAACAGAGAUGCGAUGCUUCUUGAAAAGUUCAGGCUCAGAAAACUCAAAGGCUCGUCGAAAGUUUCGCAAGAAUCAUCGAGUACGAGUUCUAACAGAGGUGAGAAGGUUAUCACAGGUUUCAAGGAGUUAGGGCUUUGCAAUGAAUUAGCCGAGGCUGUAGAAGAAAUGGGAAUUUUUGCUCCUUCUGAGUUGCAUUGUGUAGGGAUUCCGGCUCUUUUGGAAGGAAAGAAUGUGGUGUUGGGAUCUCUUUAUGGACCUGAAAGGGCUUUGGCUUACUUGUUGCCUCUCAUUCAGAAUCUAAAAAGGGAUGGAAAAAAGUAUGGCGUGAGGUCCAAGCAUCCUCGAGCUUUUGUUCUGUGCUCAUCUGUGGAGCUAUCUGAUGAGGUGUUUCAAAUGGCAAAAUUCAUCAGCAAUUACAGGCAGCUCGCAACUGCAAGGGAUAAUGGUUGUAUUGAAUUAGAACUUCAAAAAAGUGCAUCUGAUAUCUCGAUCGGUUUGUUAAUUGGCACCCCUGGUGAAAUCCUCAAACUCAUUGAAGAGGGGAGUGUGGUUCCUGAUGAAAUCAAUUACUUGGUAUUGGAUGAGUUGGAUUCAAUGUUCGAUCUUGGUUUUGGCCCCAACAUUAAGGAUAUUUUAACUUCAGUAAGACACUGCAAUGAAAAGUGCCAAUCUGUCGUGCUUACUUCGACAUUUAUAAAGAUGUUGCACGAACAACAUUCAUCCCUUGUCGAGUCUCUUAAGCGUGGUGAUACAGGAGAGAUAGCUGCUAUGCUUUUAGAAAUUGAAGAAGAAGAGGCAUUCCAUCUUAUGGAAUCUCCAGAUACUCUGAAAUGUAAACUUGCCGAUGUGGUCGAGUCACUUUGUGCAUCUACACAGAGAACGUGAGUAAAGGACGCGGAGUUUUGGCAGGGGUUACAGCAUUUCCAUUGGGGUCGUAUAAUAUGACACCCGAGAAAUCUGGUAGCUGGCAUUUCCCCCCCAUGAGUAUAUUCUUCUGCCAUAUAGCAGCUUGUUGCUCUCUGC